Messenger RNA from Bipolaris oryzae ATCC 44560, 366 nucleotides. RefSeq lists its product as uncharacterized. Bases 1 to 366 code for a protein of 121 amino acids. The record is from RefSeq and is a predicted model, not a curated record. The transcript has a single exon. Lineage: Eukaryota; Fungi; Ascomycota; Dothideomycetes; Pleosporales; Pleosporaceae.
AUGGCUUUGAGGAAUGGUGCAUCACGCCAGGCGAAUGUUCCUGAAGCUCCGCCCUCUACUGGCACGUCGGAACCAAACAGAUCCAUUAAAUCUGUCUGCUCGGAUAGAUUCAGUCUUGUCAAUGGCUUGCCAAUAGCUUUCGCAAGAGCGGUCACGAGCGUAGUUUUACCCACACCAGGAUUUCCUUCCAAUAAGAUUGGUUUCGGUAAUUGGAGUGCGCGUACGACUCGCAUCGCGUUGGACUGUGUAGUUGGAGCUUCAAGCGCAAAGGUAGAUGCUUGCGACGAUGCUAAUGAGAACUUUGGAAUAGAGAAGGCACCUAGUUGGAAGAUUUCGUCCGUGUUCACGAUGUCAAUAGGACCGUAG